GUCAGUCAAAAUCAAAGCACUUUUUCUUUACCUUUCAGAGGAAGAUGGCGAUACAGAGAGUUUGGAUUUAUGUUUCUGCAGCACUCCUCACUACAAUAUGUUCCAUAUUUGCUGAUCAGACAGUGAAACCUAUUGUUGGGGUUUUGUUCCUCCAUGUGUUGGAGAGGGAUCACUAUCAAGUAAGAUUUCAAUCCUUCCAGGAAGCUAAGGGUAUAGUUACCAAUAGUUCUAUUACAUUCAGUGCGAAUCUCGAUGAUCAUCCAGAUCGGCCACGGUGGCUUCGCCUCACACAACGGACUGCGUACCAUGAUGGAAUGCUUUAUGGCACACCAACUUUGGAAGACGUUGGACAGAGAAUAAUUAAAGUAACUGCAUAUAAUAGAGAAACGUAUGAGACAACAAGUCAAAACAUCAUCGUUAAUGUUGAACAGACAAUAGGGUUGAAAUUUCCGUACCAAGUUGAAUUCUUUGUGAAAAACAAAGAUGUGGAGGAGGUAUUAGUCUUUGCAGUUCAAAAACAAUUCAUGGGCAGAGUGCAGAGCAUUUGGGAUUCGAAUCAUUUGACCAUAAUCAACAUCACUUCUGCAUUAGACAGAGGAGGCCGAGUCCCUUUGCCUAUUGAAGGAAGAAAAGAAGGUGUGUAUGUAAAGGUUGGCUCCAAUAUUCCCUUUCCCUCUUGCUUGGAAGAAGAAGCAAACCCUGAUGAACAGUGUGAUGACCAACAGGAACCUGUCAGCUGUGAAGAUACAUUUCGUCCUCAUUUUAUAAUUGACUGGUGUAAUAUUUUACUGAUUGAUAAAUCCAAACCUGAUAUCCCUGAUGCUGAUUUGGUUCCUGGUGAUGGUGUCCUCAUGGAUGGUGGAGAAUACAACCCACCUUCAAAUUCCAUUGAAGACAGAGACUACUACUUAGACUAUGUGGUGACAAUCACUGUUCCUUUAGUGAUUGCUCUGAUUCUGUGCCUCAUCCUUACUUACAUAAUGUGUUGCCGUCGAGAGGGCAUAGAAAAAAGAGACGGAGAAACCUCAGACAUACAACUUGUUCAUCACCAUUCGAUUCAAGAUAAUACCAGUGAACUUAGAGAUUUGGCUAAAAGCAGGGAUGGCAUCCGGCCUCUCUCCACUCUCCCUAUGUUUAAUGCAAGAACUGGAGAAAGAGCACCACCACCUCUGCCUUUCAACUAUGACACUUCCCGUGUACCUCUUGUAUUGGACCAACAGGAGCCUUAUAGUGACCCCUAUCCAAGAAACCAGCCAAAAACACAACAGCAAGAAACUGGUACGUAAAGGCAUAAAGAAAAGGCUGUGGACUGGAUACUAAUCACGCCAAUACAAAAUACACCCCUUCUAUAAUGAAAAUGAGAAAGACGCCAUGAUGGAAAUGCAUGUGCACUUAGAUUUAUGCCAUUGAUUUCUAACGAUCAUAAGCUAUGUGUUCUGUCAUGCCUGCUGACAUCUGUAGCGCUUCAUUCUAUGUGAGUUAAGUAACUAAUUAAGCAAACUUGGUAUUGUUACAAGGAAAUUGCAAUGCACAAUUUCAGCAAGUUAAUGUGUUAUGAGCAUAACACCUUUGUGAAAAUACCAAAGAACAUUAAUAAGUGUUUUACCAGAUUUGUAUGGAAAUAUCAGUCCGUGGGCUUUUAAGCUUUAUGUUAAACUACACAGAAUGACCCGAAUGAAGUGAUCUAGUUACAAGGCAAUGAUGCACCAAAAAAGUAAAGAUUUAAUGGUUUAUAGAUAGUAUCUGAGUCUUCAUGUGGAAUUAAUGCUUAAUUGAAAUAUUGUUUUCGGCAAUGUAGGCUUUAUAGGCGCUUUAUGAAUUUCAUUUCUUUCCCCUAGUUGUACAGAGUACAUUUUGUGGAUUGGGUAUUGGAGCACAUUUAAUCCCAUUAAAACAAUGGAACAAAAUAUCAGAUGCCAUGGGUACCUGGUAGCCAAUCCAAUACAAUCCAUUUUGCACGACUGCCCAAGACAAAUAUCAAACUACAUACUUCUACAGAGAGUCAGUCACCUUGUGCUAAGUUUACUAGUGGCUUCAAGAUGAAAGAUGCAAUGAAUGACACACUGAAAAUGAUUUUCAACAGAGUACUGUGAAACAGAAAAUAAAUUUUGCAAAAUAUAUUUGUAUCUUACAUUUGAGAUGGAGCUCCGAAUUCUUGUUUUGUAUUUAAAUUAAAUACAUAGGAAUCUUCUAUGUAAUACAAAACCCAUCACACUCAAGUAUAUAACACAACUUUCCAUUAUCUGAAUUCAUUGUUUACACAUUGCAUGUGUUUGCUUCAAGAAGUACUUCUUUAACCUUGUUCCAUGAUAUAUGAUGCUACAGCGAUAUCAGUUAGCUCUGUAUUCUAAGUCAAUGGGAAGAGAAUACAGAUUAAAGACGCAUAUUUGCCAGUAA
Molecule: messenger RNA, 2397 nt
Organism: Stegostoma tigrinum
Lineage: Eukaryota; Metazoa; Chordata; Chondrichthyes; Orectolobiformes; Stegostomatidae
Product: epsilon-sarcoglycan-like
Exons: 12
Coding region: 45-1286 (413 amino acids)
Cellular component (GO): sarcoglycan complex; membrane
Molecular function (GO): calcium ion binding
Source: RefSeq, a predicted model, not a curated record